Molecule: messenger RNA, 1279 nt
Organism: Wallemia mellicola CBS 633.66
Lineage: Eukaryota; Fungi; Basidiomycota; Wallemiomycetes; Wallemiales; Wallemiaceae
Product: Septin
Exons: 4
Coding region: 28-1179 (383 amino acids)
Biological process (GO): cytoskeleton-dependent cytokinesis
Cellular component (GO): cell division site; septin ring; cytosol
Molecular function (GO): GTP binding; GTPase activity; molecular adaptor activity
Source: RefSeq, a predicted model, not a curated record
GCUUUCCGCUCUUCGACCAACUUCAUUAUGGUACAAAGUAUUUCAGAAGCAGAAUCUAUUGGUAUACUUAAUUUGCCAAACCAACGCCAUAAGAUAGUCGCAAAACGCGGUGGUCAUUUCACUAUCAUGGUCGUUGGUGAAUCUGGUUUAGGAAAAUCUACUUUGAUCAACACACUCUUCUCCACUGAGCUCUCAGCUAAAAAGGAUUACCGUCGCCGCCAUGCUAAGCAACUCGAUAAAACCACUGAAAUCGAGAUUAUCAAAGCUGAACUUGAAGAGAAGCAAUUCAAGGUUAAACUUACCGUUAUCGAUACUCCUGGUUUCGGUGAUUAUGUUAACAACCGUGACAGCUGGUCUCCAAUCAUUGACUUCGUUGACGAUCAACACGAAUCUUACAUGCGUCAAGAGCAGCAACCUAACCGUCAAGAAAAGUCAGACAUGAGAGUACACGCUUGUUUAUACUUUGUUAGACCAACUGGUCACACUCUUAAACCUUUAGAUAUCGAAAUUAUGAAGAGACUCGGUACACGCGUCAACUUAGUACCUGUUAUCGCAAAAGCUGAUACACUCACCCAAUCUGACUUGCAAUCAUUUAAGAAGCGCAUUUUAGAGGUUAUCGAAGCCCAAGGCAUCAAAAUCUACAAGCCACCUGUUGAAAGCGACGAUGAAGGCAACCAACAGCACGUUCAAGAUCUUAUUGAUAGCUUACCUUUCUCUAUAAUUGGUUCCACUGAGGAUGUUAAGAACUCUGAAGGAAAGUUGGUCAAGGGUAGACAAUACUUGUGGGGUGUAGCUGAAGUUGAAAAUGAACAACACUGCGAUUUCAGAAAAUUGAGACAAUUGCUCAUUAGAACUCACAUGUUGGAUCUUAUAAAUACUACUGAAGAAACUCACUAUGAGUACUAUAGACAAUCUCAAAUGGAAACAAGAAAAUUCGGUGAACCAAAACCAAAGAAGCUCGACAAUCCAAAAUUCAAGGAAGAAGAGGAAUCCCUUAGAAAGAGAUUCACUGAACAAGUUAAGCUUGAAGAAGGUAGAUUUAGACAAUGGGAGCACCACUUGAUGGCAGAGAGAGACAGAUUGAACAAAGACCUUGAAACUUCACAUGGUCAAAUCAAAUCACUUGAAUCUGAAUUAGAUGCCAUACAAAUUGGUUACGGUCGUUCACAACGUCGUUAGGUUACCACGAAAAAUACCCUAUCUUUUAUUCCAAAUAAUAAAGCAAACUAAAUUUUUUUGUCCUUUACAUUGUUUUCUAUGAAUUUAAUAAAAAUAAUAC